AUGCUGGAUGCUGUCUCGUGUGUGGCUCUGGCUGGAGUUUGUGCGGAGUACCUGCAAUUCGGGGUUGCAGAGGGUGGCAUUUCUGACAUUCAACAGUUGGACUUUUUGUACAAGUCAUUGGGAUUCACCCAGAGCAAGUCGGACGAUGUGUUUGCUCGCUCGCGCGCCACGGACCGAGCUGCUCCAGCCGCGCCGAGAUCUGACCCGAUACAAGCUGCUCCGUUUUCCCCUUCUGGCUCCGACGGUGCGGAAGGGGGAGAUGCGUGGGCGCGCGGGUUCUUUCCGCCGCGCGUGGUGCAGGUUCUGGACGUGCUGGCGCAGGAGAGCGGGGCGGAUCGGCGCGGGCUAGUCGUGGAUAAGUGGAGAAAGGAUGUGGGGAAGGAUGGGGGAAAGGUUGGGGGAGGGGAUGGGGGUAGUGAUGGGGGGAGGGACGAGGGGAGUGGGCGGGUGGCGCAACGGCUGGAGCGCCUCGGGCUGACUCUGACGGGGAGGGACGUGUCGACGGUGCUGAGAGAAUCGGCGGACUGGCGCAUGACCGUCGCGUUCUUUGAUUGGGCGAGGAAACAGGAGUCCUUUCGCCCAAGCACGUACGUCUACAAUCUGGUGCUGGCGGCGCUGGGGAAGGGGCGGCAGUGGGGGCGAAUGAAGGAGCUUCUAACGGAGAUGACUCAAAAGGGCGUGGAGCUGGAUAACGUCACUUACUCCACUAUUAUCAGCUCCGCUACACGAGCGGACCAACACGAGCUAGUGCUGCAGUGGCUGCAACAAAUAGUCAUCACCGCGUUUGGGGAGGCUGGGGGGUUGAUGCGGGCCACUGGGUGGCGCCCAGAUGCCGGCGGACCAGCACGGGCUAGUGCUGCAGUGGCUGCAGCAGAUGGUGUAGGAGACUGUCCCCGACCAGGUCUCCUACGCCACGGUCAUGCACGCCCUGAGCAUGAGUUGGUUUUGAAAUGGCUCGAACAGAUGGCUGAGAGCGAGUGCAUGCCGGAUCAAGUCUCUUACGCCACAGUCAUGCACGCCCUGGGGCGCGCAGGCAGGCCGGGGGACGCCGUGAGGCUGUUUGAGCGCAUGCGGGCCACAGGGUGGCGCCCUGACGCUGUCACCUACGCCACUAUCAUUACUGCUUUUGGAGAGGCUGGGGGCCCGCAGGAGGCGUAUGAUCUGUGGAAGGAGAUGAAGCGGGUGGAUGAGGGGAUGGGGGUGAGAGGGGCUGGUGUGUGGAAGAGGGGUGGGGGAGAGAGUGGUGGGGAGGAGGAGGGGGUUGGGGUGGGAGGCGAAGGGGUUGUUUCUGGGAGGGAGAAGUCAGGUUUGUCAUCAGAAGCUGUGAAAGAAGCAGCCGAGGAGGCAGCAGUUGAAGGAGCAACAAAGGCAGCAGCGCCUGGAGCAGGAGCAGCAGUGCCAGCAUCAGCAACAACAGCACCACCAGCAUCGCCAGCAGCAGCCGCAGCAGCAGCACCAGCAGCACCAGCAGCAGCAGCUCCUGCUUUCGCACGGCUGGUAACCCCAGGAGUGUACCACGCAACCCUAAACGUGCUCGCCAAGGCAUGGCGCGACCAGCAGGCCGAAAUCGUCUUUCGAACCAUGCAGCAGGACCCACAUGUGCCUGUGACUACAGAGGCUGUGACUAUAAUGAUGGCUCUGUACACGGAGAAGGGCGAGGUGGAGAAGGCCUUAGCGCUCGCCGAGGAGAUGCGGGAGGUUUAUCUCGCUGGCGAGGGAGCUUAUAACGAGGACGGGAGCCGGGCUUAUAACGAGGACGGGACGGCAGCCGGGACCAGAAGGAGCGCGAGAGACGGGCCGUUUCGGCCCGACGCGACGUUUUACAGCGUGAUUCUGCAGGCAUGUCGGGAGUGUGGGUUGGUAGAGGAAGCAAGGAGGGCGUAUGCAGGCAUGAAGAGGGAUGGGGUGGUUCUGACUGAGAACAGCGUGAGGCAGCUGGCAGGUCUGUUUGCUGAGAAGGGCGGGCGGGGAGGGGCGGAGGGAGAGGCUGGGAAUGCCGGGUCGGCUGUAGCGGGGACGGCUGUAGCUGGGACGGCUGUAGCAGGGCUGGCUGGAACGGAUCCGGCUGUAGCGGAGGUGGAGGCGUUACUAGCAGAUGCUAGAGCAGCCGGGAUUUACCUUGGCGGCCGUAGCACCAGCAGGGGUGACCGAAGCAGGGGGUCAGGUUCAGAGGAGUAUCUUGGUUUGGGCGUGGACCUGAGUGGGUUGAGUGCGGUGCCUACCAAGGCCUUUGCUGCAUCGCAAGGGAUGGUAGCUGUGAGGAAGCUUCUUCUGGACUGCUUGAAAGAGGUUGACCCGCGCAUUCAUGAGUUGGUGGUGGUGGGGUUGGGGGAAGCACUGGAGAAGGAGGUAGAUGACGAGGAAGGGGAGGGAGUGACAGGAGCAGCAGCAGGGACGGUGGCAGCAGCUGCAACAGCAGCAGCAGCGGCGGCAGGAGCAGCAGAAGGCACACAAUCAGCAGCAAAAUCACCAGCAGCAGAGCAAGGCACAGACCCAACUACUCUCUUCACCACCCUGCUGGACCGAACCGUAGCAGGCGUGCAUCCCAGGGACCAGAAGCCCCUCUGCAACAACCUUCUCUCUCUGCUCUUCCUUUUCGACCGCCGCGAGCUGUCCGUCGCCGUCCUUAAAGCCAUGGUCAGCACGCGUCAGAUCGCACGGCUGUUCUCGCGCGAUUGGCCGCACUGGACGCUGCAUCUCUCGGGGUUAUCCUAUCACGGCGCACAGGUGGCGCUGCGCUAUUGGCUGGAGCUGGUCGCAGGGGCGGUGGAGGCGGGGAAGCGGUUACCGCGUGAAAUGGAGAUUGAGGUUGGGGUGGGGAGGUCGAGAAAGAGGCAUCUGAGAGGCGCGGUGGUUCCCGAGCUGGCUAGGCUCGGGUCGCCGUUCCAGAGCGAUGAGGAUCGGCCGAGGCUGGUGGUGGCGAAGGGUGCUGAGGUGGCGGCUUGGGUUAAGAAAACCCCUGAGUUGUGGAGUGGAAGGGGUGGGGGCGUGGGAAGCGGUGGGGGAGGAAGUGGGAAUGGGGGUGGUGAGGAGGGAAGGGUGGUAAGAGGGAGAUGGGAGAGGAGUGAGGGAGAGGGGGUGAAGAAAGCAAGUAUGAGUGUAGAUGGUAAGGAGAGUGAUUCUAAUAGGGGUGAGGGCAACAAGGCUGAUGGUAGGGCGAGUGCUGAUUUGACUGCUCCAGAGGCUGUAGCAGGUGUGGAGAAGGGGGUUAGGGGAGCUGAUGAUGAGGAGAAGAAGGAUUUGGGGCCAGAGUCUGGUGGGUCUGACGGAUUGCCAUUCGCGGCUGCUACGGGAGCGGGAAAGGCGGCAGGUGAGGUGGUAGGACAGGAGGAGGGUAAAUCGGAGCCUGUUGGGGAGGUGUUGGAGAAGGAUGGCUUUAAGGCGUAUCAGAUUGCUGGGGGGACGUGGGUGAAGGAGUGUGUGUGUGGCGAGCGGAGCUCGUCGAGGAAGCAACGAUGCCAGAACAAAGCAUGUGGGAGGCAUUUGCCUACCAUGGCGCAGUUCAGAGAGGGUUCUGAAUGUUGA
This is a messenger RNA of Closterium sp. Naga37s-1, 3525 nucleotides long. NCBI's taxonomy places the organism in Eukaryota, Viridiplantae, Streptophyta, Zygnematophyceae, Desmidiales, Closteriaceae. The record is from the annotation of a GenBank genome assembly.